This is a messenger RNA of Orbicella faveolata, 720 nucleotides long. Its product is annotated as small ribosomal subunit protein eS7-like. Gene Ontology annotation, biological process: translation; rRNA processing; ribosomal small subunit biogenesis. The record is from RefSeq and is a predicted model, not a curated record. NCBI's taxonomy places the organism in Eukaryota, Metazoa, Cnidaria, Anthozoa, Scleractinia, Merulinidae. Gene Ontology annotation, cellular component: ribosome; cytosolic small ribosomal subunit; small-subunit processome. Gene Ontology annotation, molecular function: structural constituent of ribosome.
GCAGAUUUCUUUUGCAGUCGUGCGCGGCCAACUCUUGAACAGCAGCUUUUCCGCGCAUGUCGGUCUCUUUUCGGCUGCCUGCAUUACGAAGCGAUCAGCCAUGCUUAAGUCAAAAAUAAUAAAGCCACAAGGCCAAGCACCCGAUGAAUUCGAGCAGACGAUCGCUCAGGCCCUUCUGGAGCUGGAAAUGAACUCUACCGAUCUCAAGUCACAGCUACGAGAACUUUACAUCUCUGGAGCCAAGGAAAUAGAUGUAUCCGGCAGGAAGGCCAUUGUUAUCUCUGUCCCUGUGCCGCAAAUCAGAGCCUUUCAAAAGAUCCAGACCCGUCUAGUACGUGAACUUGAGAAGAAGUUUAGUGGCAAGCAUGUAGUCAUUGUUGCGCAGAGGAGAAUCCUUCCCAGACAAACAAGAAAGUCACGAAACCAAAAGCAAAAGAGGCCCAGAAGUCGAACUUUGACUGCUGUCCAUGAUGCAAUCCUUGAGGAUCUGGUCUUCCCAAGUGAAAUUGUUGGAAAGAGGACACGGGUGAAGAUGGAUGGUUCAAGGCUAAUCAUAGUUCACCUUGACAAAACACAGCAGACAAAUGUGGAUCACAAGCUGGACACUUUCCUCAUGGUGUACAAGAAGCUCACAGGCAAAGAUGUGACGUUUGAGUUCCCAAGCUAUGACUGAAAAAUGUGGUAGAAAAAUUCAAUAAAUGUCAUCUUAGAUGUGCUAUA